GUCACCAUUUCCUCCCUUCUUAUCCAGCAACUUAAACAUACCCAAAAUGGAAACAAUUUAUAUUCUCAGCCGAAAGGUAAAUGUUGAUGAUAAAGUGGGUCACAUUAAUGGCAGAGACUACGGCGGUGUGCAUUACUCGUUCAGUUUCAUGUGUCCCAGUAAUGACAUCCGCCUUCACGGAUUGACGUUCUUUGGACCACAGUAUGCAGUUCCUUUUUCGGGGGGAUCGGUUUCGUAUUUCGCACAAAUACGAAUGGAUAAGGAGGUACCACGAGCAAGAACGUGGUCUGAUUACCUCUGGGGCAUUUGGACGGGGACCGUGCCACACACCUCCAUUUUAGAUGGAUUUUACAUGUCCGAAUCUGUUUGGAAAGUUACCGUCAAGGAAGAAGAUGCAAAGAACCCCAUCACAAUUAUGCUGGGAAAGAGGGUGGAGCUGCCAGCAGGUGAAUGGAUUCACAUUCGGUUCCAGUUGGACGGGCCACCCACUGAACGACUUAAAAAAGAGGAUAAAAACCGAACUACAAUUUGGCACCCAGAGUCGAAAUUGAUGUUCCACACUCUGAUCGGAAGUGGCCAAUUAAAGGAUAUUCACUUCUCAGUCAUCUAAUUCUGAUCUUAAGAGAGAAAUAAAAUUACCGUCG
Folsomia candida is the source of this 644-nucleotide messenger RNA. RefSeq lists its product as uncharacterized. The record is from RefSeq and is a predicted model, not a curated record. NCBI's taxonomy places the organism in Eukaryota, Metazoa, Arthropoda, Collembola, Entomobryomorpha, Isotomidae. The coding region runs from base 47 to 610 and encodes 187 amino acids. The transcript has 3 exons.